Messenger RNA from Cylindrotheca closterium, 660 nucleotides. NCBI's taxonomy places the organism in Eukaryota, Bacillariophyta, Bacillariophyceae, Bacillariales, Bacillariaceae. The record is from the annotation of a GenBank genome assembly.
AUGAAGUUCUCCAAAUCCCUCCUUGCCGUUGUUGCAUUGGCCAGCGCCCCAGGUGUUUCUGCAUUUGCCCCUGCCUCCAAUGGUCAAGCAAAGACUACCUCCCUCAACAUGAUAAAUGAGGAAUCCAUGAAGAAGGCCGCCACCACCUUUGCUGCCGCAGCCUUCCUCAUGUCCAAUGUUGCUGCUGCCGCGCCUGCCUUCGCUGUCGAUGACAUGGACUUUGGAAGCACCCAAGUGAUUGCUGCCCGAUCUGGAGGUCGCGCUGGAGGUCGAUCCUCUGCUCGUGCUCCCUCUCGUGCUCCUUCGCGUUCGGCACCUUCUCGAUCCACCACUGUGAUCAACCGAAGCACCUACAUUGCCCCCCCCGUCUACAGCAGCCCUGUGUACGUCGCUCCUUACAACCCAAUGCCCGGACUCGGUCUUUCCUUUGGUUUGAAUGCCAUGAACCAAAUUGGUAACGACAUGCGCGACUACCGUCAAGAGGGUGAGAUUCGUGACACUCGUAGUGAGUUGAUGCGCAGCCAAGCACGUGAAGCUGAGAUGGAGGCACGAUUGAGACAACUUGAGGCCCAACAGCAGGGACAACUCAGCGCACAACAGCAACAACAACUCAUGAUGCAAAUGCAACAACAACAGAUGUUACAACAACAAGCAAAGUAG